CAGCCACUUCCUGUUCAAGAGGCCUGCCUCUUAUGAGAGCUCUUCCAGCACUUCCUGAGUGUAGUUGUUAUUUAAGGCUGUCAUUUUGUUGCAGGCUUCUGGUUUCCUCAGUCUAGUGCUAUUGAAUCAGCAGAAUGAUCUGGAUACUUCAGCUCUUGUUUUCACCACUCCCAACUCCUGCUUUGAUAGGUCUUGUUACUUUUGGAACAACAGUCUUUCUGUGGCUGAUAACCAAACCAAAACCAAUUUCACCUCCUGUUGACUUGAAUAAGCAGUCUGUUGGCACUGAGGGAGGAGCUAGAAGAAGUGUCCUUAUGCCUGAAGGCAAACUUCUUUCUUACUACUAUGAUGAUGCAAAGACUUUGUAUGAAAGUUUCCGAAGAGGACGUUAUGUAUCAGAAAAUGGACCUUGUUUAGGAUACAGAAAACCAAAGCAAUCCUAUCAGUGGCUGUCUUACCAACAGGUGCUGGACAGAGCUGAAUACUUGGGCUCGGGCCUCAUACACAGAGGAAGUAAACCUUCACCAGAUCAGUUCAUUGGCAUCUUUGCUCAGAAUAGACCAGAGUGGAUCAUCUCUGAGCUUGCCUGUUAUACUUAUUCCAUGGUUGCCGUUCCCCUUUAUGACACUCUGGGUCCAGAAGCUAUUGUGUAUAUUAUUAAUAAAGCUGACAUCUCUACAGUGAUCUGUGACAAACCCGACAAGGCACAGCUGAUCCUUGAGAACUGUGAACAAGGGAAGACACCAGGAUUGAAGACGAUUGUUCUGAUGGAUCCUUUCGAUGACAAAUUGAAGGAGAGAGGAGAUAGCAAAGGAGUUGAAAUCAUUUCAUUACAAAACGUGGAGGUGCUAGGAAAAAACAACUUAAGUAGACCAGUUCCUCCUAAACCAGAAGAUCUUAGCAUGGUCUGUUUCACCAGUGGUACAACAGGUAACCCUAAAGGAGCCUUGCUAACACAUGAGGGUGUUGUUGCUAAUGCUGCUGCGUUCAUGAAGAGUAUAGAAAUGACUACACCUUGUCUGCCAUCAGAUGUAUCCAUAUCAUAUCUUCCUCUUGCUCACAUGUUUGAGAGAGUAGUACAGACUGUAAUGUACAGCAAUGGAGCAAAAGUAGGGUUUUUCCAAGGAGAUAUUAAACUUAUAACGGAUGAUAUGAAAACUUUGAAGCCAACAGUUUUUCCAGUGGUGCCAAGACUGCUCAACAGGGUAUAUGACAAAAUACAAAGCAAUGCCCAGACAACCUUCAAGAAGUUACUGCUAAACUUUGCCGUGGCCAGGAAGCAUGCUGAAGUGAAGGAAGGCAUUUUACGGAACACAAGCAUUUGGGAUAAGCUGGUGUUCAGGAAGGCUCAGGAAAUAAUGGGUGGGAAGGUGCGAAUAGUAGUAACUGGAGCUGCCCCAAUAUCUUCAUCUGUCCUAACAUUUCUCAGAGCAGCCUUAGGAUGUCAGAUCUUUGAAGCAUAUGGUCAGACAGAAUGCACAGCUGGCUGUACCUUUUCAUUACCAGGAGACUGGGAAACAGGUCAUGUUGGACCACCUCUAGCCUGCAACAUUGUAAAACUUGAAGAUGUCGCUGAAAUGAACUACUUUGCAUCAAAUAAUGAAGGAGAGAUUUGUGUUAAAGGGCCAAAUGUAUUCAAGGGUUACCUGAAGGAUCCUGAAAAAACUGCAGAGGCUCUUGAUAAGGAUGGGUGGCUUCAUACUGGAGAUAUUGGAAAAUGGAUGCCGAAUGGAACAUUGAAGAUCAUUGACAGAAAAAAGAACAUUUUCAAGCUAGCUCAAGGAGAAUAUAUUGCACCUGAGAAGAUUGAAAACAUCUACAUCAGGAGUCUUCCUGUAGCACAGAUCUUUGUGCAUGGGGAUAGCCUACAGUCUUUCCUUGUGGGAGUGGUGGUUCCUGAUGCUGAAACCCUUCCAGAGUUUUCUGCAAAGUUGGGAAUUAAAGGUUCAUAUGAAGAACUCUGUUCAAAUGCAGCAGUGAAAAAGGCUAUCUUGAUGGACAUGGUGAAGCUGGGGAAAGAAGGUGGCCUUAAGUCUUUUGAACAAGUGAAAGACAUCUACCUUCAUCCAGAGUUAUUCACAGUUGAAAAUGGACUCUUGACACCAACACUAAAGGCAAAGAGAGCAGAUGUAUCCAAAUACUUCAGGAGCCAAAUUGAGGCCCUCUAUGCUUCUAAUAUGUAAACAGAACAAAGGUUACCUCAGCUAAAUGUGUUUACAAAGGACCAUGAAAGCAUAUUGCAGGCACUGGAUAGUUGACUAAUGAACACCCUGAAUAAGACAACUUAAGUGUCCUGUUCUAAGAAAAACUUGGUUGGCCAAGGUAGAACCUGUUUGCAGUGCAUCUUGUGUAUAUGCGAAAAUGGCUCACAUAUUCAGGUGGAAUUUGCCAACUUGUAUUGUUUGAAAGAACUAGGGAAGUUUUGUGACUUCACAACAUUGUCCAACCUAAAUGGAAAUGGAAAGGCCUUGAUGGUUUGAAUAGAUGAACAUAGGAUUGCUGUUCUUGAGGAUGAAAUACUUUCUCGUGCAGUUAUCUAAUUCUUAAAGAUUGUGAUGUGUAAAGAGACCAUAAUGUAAUUGUACUAACCUGAUGGAGCUAGUACGAUUAAACACUAACUUAAGCUGAUCCCUGCUCAACAGAUGUACCUGUAAUAUAUUAUGAUAGGGGCCUGUAAUAUAUUGUGAUAUGCUUAAUUUGUACAGACAUACAGACCUAGAAUACAUAAUACCUCUGAGCAAAGCCAUGCAUUUCAUCUUUCUAUAAUGGGCACUCAAAUAUAAUAGUAUCAAAUGUACAUAUAUUUUUUUAAGUCAGAAUAUCCAGAUUCUGCUAAGGCACAUGCUGAUUGUAUUUCUGCUGGCUGAAAUGUUGAAUGUGAAAAAUAAAGAUAAAAUGGCACUUUCUGAAA
Molecule: messenger RNA, 2911 nt
Organism: Varanus komodoensis (Komodo dragon)
Lineage: Eukaryota; Metazoa; Chordata; Lepidosauria; Squamata; Varanidae
Gene: ACSL5
Product: acyl-CoA synthetase long chain family member 5
Exons: 21
Coding region: 135-2183 (682 amino acids)
Biological process (GO): long-chain fatty acid metabolic process
Cellular component (GO): endoplasmic reticulum; mitochondrion; membrane
Molecular function (GO): arachidonate-CoA ligase activity
Source: RefSeq, a predicted model, not a curated record